This is a messenger RNA of Pochonia chlamydosporia 170, 1482 nucleotides long. RefSeq names its product C6 zinc finger domain-containing protein. Gene Ontology annotation, biological process: regulation of DNA-templated transcription. Gene Ontology annotation, molecular function: zinc ion binding; DNA-binding transcription factor activity, RNA polymerase II-specific. Lineage: Eukaryota; Fungi; Ascomycota; Sordariomycetes; Hypocreales; Clavicipitaceae. The coding region runs from base 1 to 1482 and encodes 493 amino acids. The record is from RefSeq and is a predicted model, not a curated record. The transcript is spliced from 2 exons.
AUGCCGCGAAAGGGAGUUCCCAAAGUGCGCACUGGCUGUCUAACAUCCAACACUAACACACACAGAAAACGCAAGGUAAAAUGCGACGAGACACGUCCAUCCUGCAACAGAUGCACGUCCACUGGCCGAACCUGCGAUGGCUACAUGCCCCCUCCACCAGGCUGGAUGUCCUGGGACCGCCUCCUAUCCCCAUCCGUGCCAUCAUCACCGGAUCCCUUACCAGACGCGGAUAGUCUUGAAUUGCGAAGUCUAGCAUUCUACCGACAAAUUGUGGCGCCUACGCUCUGUGGACCACUGGAUAGUUCGUUCUGGACGAAACUUGUUGCGCAGAUGGUGCAUUCGGAGCCGGCGACAAGACAUGCUGUCUUGGCGAUAAGCUCUCUCUACGAAAACUUUGACGACACGGCUUUACAAUUACACAGGAGUAAUAGACAAGCCGGGACGGAUACAGUUGACGACUUUGCUAUUCAGCAUUACAAUGCGGCGAUAUCACACCUCAUCAGCCCGCAGACUUCGUGUCCGGCAGACAUAAACACCGUUUUAUUAGUCUGCAUAUUAUUCACGUGCAUAGAGUUUUUGCGUGGCGACACCGAAAGCGCAAUAAGUCAUUCCCAGCAUGGCAUUUCGCUUCUCAAUUCAGGGACCGACGUUAAGCCCGAGUUGGUUCGCGUGUUUAGGCACCUCAGUAUAUUUCCGUACUUUUUCGGCGGCGAAAUCUCUACGUUUCCGGUGUUGAAUGAUGCACAGACUGUAGCAGACACGUUUGAUACGCUCGAUGAAGCACUAGAAUCGCUGGACUGGCUGCUCGCAAGGGCGGUUCGACUAGUCCGGGCGAGUGACUUUCAUCGCCUGGGAAUAGGGGAAGAAUCACAACCAUUAGAGGCAGUACUUCAUGAACAAUUGACUCUUGAAAUCGACCUAGACGCCUGGUGGACUACCUUCAGCAGCAUACGAAGCGGCAACAACUCUGAACAGGCGAUGACACUACUAAUCCUAGAAAUGCGAUGGCUCGUCUGCAAAAUCUGGGCGAAUACGUGUCUCGCCUCCCACGAAACCAUCUACGACGAACACCUCGACAAGUUUACGCGGAUAGUGGAAAUGGCCACGCAGGCACAGACACUGAUGGAGAGUGUGGGCGACUCCAUCCACCACAAGUUUAUGUUUGUCAUGGGCUUUUGUCCCCUGCUGUACUUUGUGGUGAUUAAGUGUCGGGUUUUGAGGCUACGGCUCGGGGCGCUAUCGUUGCUCAAGGCCUUGUCGUAUAUACGGGAGACGCUGUGGGAUGCGUCGACGCUGUAUGCUGUGGGGAGGAGGAUCGUCGAGCUUGAGCAUGGGAUGGGGGAGGGUGAGGCGGCGGAGAGUGUGCCGGAUGAGGUGAGGGUUAGGGAUUCGGCGGUUGAGGCUGGGGAUGAUGGCAGGAGACUUUGUUUGUUGGUGUUGGGGGGAGAUGGGAUUGAGAGGGUGUAUGUGGAUUUGAUGUGA